AUGGAGGACAAAGGGAACGUUCCCUACUAUAGGGGUCGGCAUGAAUACAAGGGAAUUGUGUAUCCCAACAUCGUCUUAGAUUCCAGUAUUGAACGACUUAAGUCUUUUCAAGUACGAGACGAUGACAUCUGGAUUGUGACUUUCCCCAAAGCCGGUACACAUUGGAUGAUGGAGAUUAUUGGCCUUAUCCUCAGCGGUGGGGACCCAGACAAAAUAGACCGAUCUCUAUACUGCAACACUGUAGAGAUGAUCAACUUAGAUCAACGUUUCCCUCAAACCGAGGAAGAAGAGAAGCUUCACCCACUUGACAUGUCUCCGUUCUUAGACGUUAUCGAGAGGGCGCCCUCCCCAAGAGCCAUGCUCACGCAUCUGCAGUUUGAUCUUUUACCACGUGACAUACUCAAAUCAAAGAUCGUCUACCUCGCCCGAAAUCCCAAGGAUUUGAUAGUAUCAUGGUUCCAAUUCUUCGGGAAGUUUCCAACAAAGCCACUGACCAUGGAAAAGUCGAUUGAAGAGUUUGUCGAUGGCAAAAUGCAAUGGGGUCCAUGGCCAGUACAUGUUCGAACGUUCUGGGAGCUUAAAGAUCACGAGAAUGUCACUUUUAUUUUCUAUGAGGAUCUGAAGAAGGAACCAGCAAAAUACAUAGAGAAAAUCGCCAAUGGCAUUGGUCACCCUCUGUCGGAGGAGGUUUUACAGAAAGUGGUAAAGUUUAGCCAUAUUGACUCGCAGAAAGCUACUUUCAAGAAAUUGGAGGAAAAUGGAAAAGUCAACUACGUGAAAGCUUCAGGCGAAUUAGCUUUCCUAAAUAAAGGAGUGAGUUAUCGUUGGAAGCAAUUCUUCACUGUAGCACAGAACGAGGCCUUCGAUGAAUGGUAUCAAGAUAAUAUGGCGGACACCGAUCUCAAGUUUACAUUCGAGUGAAUAAUCGCAGACCUCAAUGAAUCUGGAACUGAAGUUCGAAACAAUUUAUUUAGGGCUAUUUUUCACAAAACCCGUUUUUGGUUACACGUCUUUCGAUAACAUAUUGACCGCACAAUCAUAACCUCUCCCUCCGCCAGCCAGGGACUUCAAAAUCUCUUCUUGUAACCAACGAAAUUUUGAAUCGUUCCAAAACAAGAUUCCGUAAAAAAAUAACGGCACUGAAUUAUAUAAGACCUGGUCACAGCGCCAAAACUUAGCUUGAGCAUUCCUGCAGAGGUGAAAAAAUUCAUCACCGCUCGUCACCGUUUAGCAGAAGUUGGCUCCCGUGGACAGAGUCGAAUAUGCUCGGUGUCACAUGGGCGGACUCCAAAUAAAAUUC
Molecule: messenger RNA, 1300 nt
Organism: Lytechinus variegatus (green sea urchin)
Lineage: Eukaryota; Metazoa; Echinodermata; Echinoidea; Temnopleuroida; Toxopneustidae
Product: sulfotransferase 1C4-like
Exons: 6
Coding region: 1-921 (306 amino acids)
Biological process (GO): sulfation
Cellular component (GO): cytoplasm
Molecular function (GO): sulfotransferase activity
Source: RefSeq, a predicted model, not a curated record